GAGUUUAAUUCACUUCAUAUCUCACUUGUGCCCCCCUAAAGUACAAUUUUAAUUUUCUGCACAAACCAACUAAAAAAGAAAGGCAAAACUUAAGUCAGUCAAAAUGCAAAUAAUUGUCAAGUCAUAGCAGCAUAAUGUGCAAGGAAAAUCAGCAAGGGUGCUGCUGGCACAAGUGAAUAAACUCAUGUGCUGCAGCUUUGCUAUGAAACAUAUAAAUUCAGGGUACAUUUUGGUUGGGAGAAUAGUAAGGUCAUUCUCGCCUUGUUCUUGGAUACCCCUUAUUACCUCCUUUCCUUGGAGGAAGGGUUAACCACAUCAUGUAGAUUUCCGAUUUUCACAUAUUGGUACAAAUGCAAGCAAAAUGGAUUCAUGUGCAACAUUAUUAACUCUAUGCAUUAUCAGAUCUAAGAUGAGAAGGAUUAAGUUAACAAGAAACUAUUCUUACCAACAAGGGUACCUAAAGAGAAAAAUCAGAUUGAGAUGGCUUUGGCAUACAUUUUCAUUUUUUCAACAUAAAAAAAAAAAAAACUGUCAAGAGUCAAGAGAUAUGCUGUCCUUAACCUGUAGAACCCAAGGCUUAAUUACAGUGACUCCAAGCAAACUAGCCGGAGUCCAACAAAGGAAAGCUUCUGAAUGAGAGGAAAACAAGUAGAACUAGAAUCCCUCUGGGAGGAAGUGAGGGAGGUCAGCCUAGGAAACUCCGUGGACCGCCUCCAUUCUUCCCCGACACCACUCCAAUUCCUCAGAGACUUUGUAUCCCAAAACAAACCCUGCUUAAUCUCGAACGCCAUCUCCCACUGGCCAGCCCUUUCCCUUUGGCCCACCCCUUCCUACCUCUCCACUUCCCUCUCCUCCUCCCUCGUCUCUCUCCACCUCACUCCCAAUGGCCAGGCCGACGCCCUGGCCCCCCACCCUUUGCACCCUUCCCUCUGCUUCGUCUCGGCCCACGUCCAACCCACCGCUUUCCCUCGCGCCCUUGACCUCAUCCGUCAACCUCCCAAUCAUUUGGUAGCCUAUUUGCAGCAGCAAAACGACUGCUUCAGAACCGAGUACGGUGAGCUCGAGUCCGAUUGCGAUGACCAUAUUCCAUGGGCUUCAGAGGCUUUAGGCUGCCUUCCGGAGGCCGUCAAUCUCUGGAUUGGAAACCAUCUAUCGGAGACUUCUUUCCACAAAGACCAUUACGAGAAUUUGUACGCCGUCGUUUCCGGGGAGAAGCAUUUUUUGCUACUUCCCCCUACUGACGUUCACCGCAUGUAUAUUUGGGACUAUCCAGCAGCUCGAUACUCCUAUUCCGAGGAGAGUGGAGAGUUCCUGUUGGAGCUUGAAGAGCCGGAGAGACGCGUGCCAUGGUGUAGUGUGGAUCCUUACCCUGCAACAGGGAGUGCGGAACAGGAGAGAUCGAAAUUUCCAUUGUAUUUUAAUGGGCCUAAGCCGUUUGAGGUUACUGUUAAGGCCGGAGAAAUUCUUUACUUACCAAGUAUGUGGUUUCAUCACGUUAGACAGAGUCCAGGAGACGGAGGAUGCACUAUUGCUGUAAAUUACUGGUAUGAUAUGCAAUUUGAUAUCAAGUAUGCCUACUUCAACUUCUUGCAAUCACUUCCUUACCAAUCAACUGAUGAUCAAACGAUACCAGAGAGUGAAUGUGAGGAUUUAGGAUAUCAUCCAUGUCACAACCAUUUAAGCAGUACGUUCUCUACUGAUGAAUCUGCCACAAACAAUGUGGAGGUCAAUAAAGACCAUGAAGAUGUGUAAGUGCUGACCUUUCAUCUUGAUAGUUGUAUGUUUGUGCGAUUCUUUUGAGGCAGGGAACUUGAGAUAUCUCAAGGACCAAUGAGGACUGCUGCGGGCUGCCUUAUGUCAACAUGACCAAAGUUUUGAUGAAUUCUCAAAGAAAACUGGUGUCUGCUACCUGAAAGUGGCAUCAUUAGGUAGCCAUAGAAACUUUGCGUAGGUGGUCCCAAUGACCUCAACUGAACAAGGUUGUAGAUCAUGAAAGCCUCGUUCAUAUGCAGAGUGAGGUUUGGUUGUAGUAGCAUAUAAUUGUUCUGGGUAUUUAACUGACAGAGAUUCAUGGGAAGUUGGUAUGGAUUUUAUUUUGUGAAACUUUCUCAGGAACACAUUGAUGACACUGAAUCUUAAUAUUUUGUCAAUGGUUUACAGAUUUUACAAUUUCAACGAGUGACCUCACACAUUCCUCUUUAGCUGUUGUUGCAAAUCAAUCCGCGUGCUUCCAUGGCCUGAUAGUAACAAAAUAAAGCUUUGUUAUAGUCCGCCUUGGUACAUAAUUUGAUUUUUUCUUUUUUUAUCUGGUAACGUGUAAGCCUUAAAAUUGUAAUUUUUUUGUUAAACGUAGUUGCCAAAUUGUACAACAUAAAGUCCUUUUUAAUAAGCAAUUCAAAUAUUUAUACAU
Molecule: messenger RNA, 2410 nt
Organism: Theobroma umbraticum
Lineage: Eukaryota; Viridiplantae; Streptophyta; Magnoliopsida; Malvales; Malvaceae
Product: 2-oxoglutarate (2OG) and Fe(II)-dependent oxygenase superfamily protein
Source: RefSeq, a predicted model, not a curated record